AUGAAGAACGUCGGAUCUACUGUGACGAAAGAACCAAAGAAAGGACCUCCACUAGUCUUACCCCAGAUUUCAAAGUUCACAACAUGUACGGACGACUGGGCACCAUCCGGAUCCACGUCCACAGAUAAUCUACCCAUGCGAACAGAUAGCAAAGCCUCCAACGGCUCGACCACAACUCUAGCAACCAUCCACGAACUCUACUCAUCCUCCUCCUCAACCCGGAUAUCAACAUCCAGCACACCACGCCCAACUCGUCCUCCAACCUGCCGAACCAGAAGCUGCUCUGCUACAAUCCUCAUUCACGCCCCCAGCUCUCGAGCCCCUAUCUCCAUCAUCCUCACCACGCCCGAAGGCGAUGAUCCAUCCUUCCACAUCCCUCCACUCACACCUUACUCUUCCAUUCACGCCCACGCCUCUCUCCGCUCCUACCCUACCCCCUCGUUUCUUGAAAAUACUCGUUCCCGUUCCUCGGCCCCUCAUUCAAACUUCUCCGUCGCCUUUCUCCCAACUAUCCUUGACACGACCCGCUUGAUGCCUCCUACCGAACACGCCAUCGAUGCCCACCGCCUCCGUAGAACGCAAGAGGCGCGCGAGAUCCGCAGAUUCAUAAUCUCGUUCCUCAACACUAAAGGCGACACCUUCCCGCGCAAGCUGCGCGUGCGGAUCAUGGAUGGCUACGCCAUUCACGAGAAAGAAUUGAACCCCGACGUCGUCCAAAGGUUCCAGGAGUCGGAUCUGGCAGCCGUCCGGGACGAAGGGGUGGCGCUGGACGCGGACGGCAAACAGCAGGACGACAGGGAGAAUCUGAGGAUCUUGGAACUGGCGUUCAAAUCUCAGCUUCCGCAUAUCACUCCGGCCUUGGAGAGGAGCUGUACGGGUGGGGCGUCUGGACCGUGGAAGAAUAGUGGUAGGAGGGUGCGUGUCCCGGGGCGGAAGUUGGUGGACAGAGAGGAGCGCGCGGGAGCGCUGCUGGCAGGCACCUCGAUCUCAACUGCCGAUUUGACGCCCGCUCGGUUCCGUGACGUGCAGCAUCAGCUGCACACCAGUGUCUCGGUGCCGCCGGGAGUACAGCAGCGGCGCCGGCCGUCCAGCUUCCACGGCGAGACGAAGCUCAAGGAUGAGAGGGAGCGGACGACGAGGAAUCAGGUGGGUGCUGGGGGGAGUAGUAGUAGUAGUAGGAGGAGCUCCGAGUGGGAUUUGCUUCCUACUCGGAAGCAGCUCCCGAUCGCGGCAGCCCAGCAGACGAGCAUCAAGCGCCAGAGCAUCAUCCCCGGCGCUGUUGGUGCGAUUCGAAAAGCCAUUUCAUGCUCGUCAUUGAUGAGCGAGGAGGAUGUCGAGCGACGGGCGGAUGAUGCUGGAGGGUCGAUGAACUCUGGGUAG
Drepanopeziza brunnea f. sp. 'multigermtubi' MB_m1 is the source of this 1380-nucleotide messenger RNA. RefSeq lists its product as uncharacterized. NCBI's taxonomy places the organism in Eukaryota, Fungi, Ascomycota, Leotiomycetes, Helotiales, Drepanopezizaceae. The record is from RefSeq and is a predicted model, not a curated record.